Molecule: messenger RNA, 1480 nt
Organism: Rhodotorula graminis WP1
Lineage: Eukaryota; Fungi; Basidiomycota; Microbotryomycetes; Sporidiobolales; Sporidiobolaceae
Exons: 7
Coding region: 1-1452 (483 amino acids)
Molecular function (GO): tRNA (cytidine-N3)-methyltransferase activity
Source: RefSeq, a predicted model, not a curated record
AUGCAGUCUACCGACCCACAAGAUCCUCCUGCAGCCCCAGGCACACCCGCCCUCGCCCCGCCCGUCGAGCCCACCUCGACCACCGCCGACCACCAGCAACCGCAGCCUCGAGUGCGCCGCAAGCUCCCCCAGCUCUUGGCCGACGAGGUCGUCGCCGACGAGCUCAUCGAGGGCGCUCCCUCGCGCAACGGCGGCAGGCUCCUCACCGACGACCGCGACCCGUGGACCCACAACGCCUGGGACCAGGUCUCGUGGGGCGCAGAAGAGGAGACGUUCGCCCAGGCCGCCCUCGAGCGACAGCGCAACUCGCCCGUCCCGCAACACCUCCAGGACGAGUUCAACGCCAACCCGGCCGCCCAGUGGGACAAGUUCUACGCCUUCAACAAGGACAACUUCUUCAAGGAGCGCUCGUGGCUCAACAACGAGUUCCCGGACCUCGCCGCGUGCCUCAAACCCGACGCAGGACCGCGAACCGUCGUCGAGAUCGGCUGCGGCAACGGCAGCACGCUCUUUCCUCUGCUCGCCGACAACGAGAACCCUCUGCUCGACCUGCAUGGCUACGACUAUUCGAAAGAGGCCGUCUCUGUCGUCAAGAGCUCGCCCUCGUUCGACCCGGCUCGCUGCACAUGCGACGUGUGGGACCUCUCGUCGCGCGAGGGCCCGCCGCCGACCGUCAAGCCCGGCUCGGUCGACGUCCUCACCAUGAUCUUUGUCUUUAGCGCUCUGCAUCCCGACGAAUGGGCCCAGGCCGUCCGCAACGCUCACGAGAUGCUCAAGCCAGGCGGCAUCCUCCUGUUCCGCGACUAUGGCCGCAACGAUCUCGCCAUGCUGCGCUUCAAGGCGAACCGGUACAUGCAGGACGGCCUGUACGUCCGCGGCGACAACACGCGCGUCUACUUCUUCGAGCGAGACGAGCUGCAGUACAUCUUUGGCGGCGUGCGACGAGUCGACGGCGCCGGCACGAGCGCGUCCGCCUCGGUCGACAGCGCAGCAGGCGCAGCAGGGCCGACAGACGCAGACGCGGCGACCGAGGAGACGACGACGACGCUCGAGGAGCUGCCCUCGGGCGAGGUCGUGCCGACGAGCGCGCUCCCAUCGCUCGACACGACGCCCGCCUCGUCCCGCCCCUCGACGCCCUCUCAGCCCUCUUCCGACCCCGCCGCCCCCUCGUCUGUAUCCGCACUCACGCCCACAUCCGCCCCGGCGCCCACACCCUCACCCGCCUCGCUCGCCGUCCAGCGCGGCGAGACGCUCACGCCCGUGCGGUUCGAGCUCCUCAAGCUCGGCGUCGACCGCCGCUUGCUCCUCAACCGCAAGCGCCAGCUCAAGAUGUUCCGCGUGUGGAUGCAGGGCAGGUGGAGGAAGCCGCUUGAUGCGGCGGCGGAGGAGCAGGAGGAGGGGGAGGGGGGAGCGAGGGAGGAGGUCGGUGCGCGAGGGGAGGAGGAGCAGUAGCUGCGGGUGUAACGACACUCUCGCUCUC